AUGGAACAGAAAUAAAAUAAACACAACACACCCUUCUCUCUUCUCCCUUCCUUUAUCUUUCCAGGCUCCUAUCUCUCUCCGUGAAAGUCUCUUAUUAUUGAUGUGAUUCUCCACCAUACCCAGCCUCAUCAAACUUUUACAAAAGAAAAAAAAAGAGAGAGCUUUCAAUUAGAGAACGCCCAUUGGAAUUUGGAUAUGGUUUUCUCCUCACUUCCUUGUUAUCUAGAUCCUUCUAAUUGGCAUCAACAGCAACCAGCUGGAGGUGUUGAAGUUGGUGGUGAUCAUGAGAUUUCUCAUCAGCUUCCUCCAUCACUGUUGUCACCACCUCAACCGCUGGGGAGCAGUGGGGAUGGAAGAUCUUUACAGACGUCGGAGCGUGGAAGGAUGGCGAAGCUUCCACAGCCGGAGAUGGCAAUGAAAUGCCCUAGAUGUGAAUCAACUAAUACCAAGUUCUGCUACUUCAACAACUACAGUCUGUCACAGCCCCGUCACUUUUGCAAAACUUGCCGGCGGUACUGGACUAGAGGUGGCGCCUUGAGGAACGUGCCAGUGGGUGGUGGUUGUCGGAGAAACAAGAAAAGUAGCAAGGCAUCAAGGGGUUCUAGGUCAAAGUCCCCAGCAGCUACUACAAGCUCAACUAGCAAUACUCCGAUUUCUCCUAAUUAUAGCUGCACCACAGAUAUAUUAGGGCAUAAUACUCGACCAUCUCAGUUUCCAAUUUUGCCCCCCUUGCAUCACUAUACAGGUGGGGAUCUUGGGUUAACAUUUGGGGUUGGAAAUGGAACUGAUUUGAUCAAUCUUGGUCAUGAUAGUAAUUACCCUACUAGCAAAUUUGCUCACUUUCCGUUUUUGGAGGCUGCUAACGGUGGGAUGUAUGGCGAAGGUCCAUCGAACUACAGUGGACAAGUUGGAGGAAUGAAGAUGGAUGAAAAUCAUCAUCAACAAGAACAACAUCAAGCGUUGAAUUUGUCAAGAAACUUUCUGGGUAUUUCAGGAAACGAGCAGUUUAUGAGUACCAGCAAUGUUGCAUGGGGUACAACUCAUCUUAGUGGCUUCACUUCUUCUUCUACUACCACCACCCAUAUCUUGUGAUUUACCUUGUUUUCUUAUCUUUCUAUUCUAAGCUUUCUUCUUUUUCACUUCUUUGCACGAAAGCCAUGUGCAUUGUGCAUCGCUAGUGAUUGAAAGAUUAGCAUACGAUGCACAAUGUAUAAGUAAACUUUGCAUGCGACAUGAUCAGAAUGAAACAAGAUGGACUGAAAAUCAGGGUUUCUUGGAAACCCUAGGGCAUAUAUAGUA
Messenger RNA from Lactuca virosa, 1299 nucleotides. The record is from the annotation of a GenBank genome assembly. Lineage: Eukaryota; Viridiplantae; Streptophyta; Magnoliopsida; Asterales; Asteraceae.